AAAUCUACAAGUGUGAGUUUCUUUCCGAGCGAAGCGCGACCGUAGGCCAGUUGAGAUAUAAAUACGACGAGGGAUUUUUGCCAUACAUCAGUUAUACACAAGUUAUAAAACAGAAAAGACAAAGCUUAAGAGUUGAACCAAAUAUUUAAACAAGAACGUUACUUUUUCGUAAUCCCAAACCGAAUUUUAAAGACAAAAAGGAAACAGAUAACAUGGCACAUAUACCACUCUUGUUAGGCCUUGCAAAUGAUCUCAAUCGGCUAUCUUUGGCUUCAUCUCCGUUCUACGAAAGUCCUUUUUAUCACUGGCGACAUCCUCAGGGCGUAGCUUUGGUAGGCGGGGAUCCACCACAACGUCAUAUACAGCGGCAGCCCACAACAGGACCGGUGUCUACCACAGGCCAAGAUGGGUUUCAAGUUUGCAUGGACGUUCAACAAUUUAAGCCAAGUGAGCUGAACGUCAAGGUGUUGGACAACUGUAUUGUAGUGGAAGGAAAGCACGAGGAACGGGAAGACAAUCAUGGCUACAUUUCAAGGAGUUUUGUUAGACGUUAUGUUUUGCCAAAGGGUUACAAUCCUGAAAAUGUUGUGUCCACAUUAUCAUCGGAUGGCGUGCUCACAGUUAGUGUCCCAAAACCCCAAGUUGAAGAUAAAUCGAACGAGAGGGUCGUACAAAUCCAACAAGUGGGCCCAGCCCAUCUUAACGUCAAAGAGAAUGUCAAAGAACAAGUCGAGGAAUCGAAGAAAGAGGAAGCUUAGUCAAAAAGGACAAAAUAAGAAUCUUCAUUUAAAAGUCUGAUUUAUGUUUCUAAUUUACUCCAUCUAUAAUCUAUCUAGUAGCAAUUCCUGACAUGGCCAAAAGCCAUUGCAUUUAGUAGUACAUAUUGAUACCUACCAACAAUAAUAUAAGUUUUAAAUUUGUUUCAAACAAAA
This is a messenger RNA of Stomoxys calcitrans (stable fly), 932 nucleotides long. RefSeq names its product heat shock protein 23. The transcript has a single exon. NCBI's taxonomy places the organism in Eukaryota, Metazoa, Arthropoda, Insecta, Diptera, Muscidae. Bases 213 to 758 code for a protein of 181 amino acids. The record is from RefSeq and is a predicted model, not a curated record. Gene Ontology annotation, molecular function: protein folding chaperone. Gene Ontology annotation, biological process: protein refolding; response to heat.